This is a messenger RNA of Morus notabilis, 2149 nucleotides long. RefSeq names its product serine/threonine-protein kinase STY17. The coding region runs from base 117 to 1847 and encodes 576 amino acids. Gene Ontology annotation, biological process: protein phosphorylation. Gene Ontology annotation, molecular function: ATP binding; protein kinase activity. The transcript has 16 exons. The record is from RefSeq and is a predicted model, not a curated record. Lineage: Eukaryota; Viridiplantae; Streptophyta; Magnoliopsida; Rosales; Moraceae.
UUUCCCACCGCUGUCUUUUUCUUCGUCGUCUUCUUCUUCUUCUUCAAUUGUGUUUUCUGUAGAAGAAAUCAAUCUGCAAGGAAAUUCGUUUUCGUUUCGAUUUUGUGUGUAAAAAAAUGGCGAUCGAAGAAGAAGACGUGGAGAGCUGCGGGAGCAGAGCGGUGUUCUCGUCAUCGCAGGCUCAUCAGCCUCCUUCUCGCCAUCAGAGGCAGAAGCUCGAGGUCUACAACGAGGUUCUUCGCCGAAUCCAGGAUAAGAAUUACCAGGAAGCUGCUCUUCCCGAUUUCGAAGAUCAGCUAUGGCUUCAUUUCAAUCGUUUACCUGCUCGAUAUGCAUUGGAUGUAAACGUUGAGAGAGCAGAAGAUGUUCUUACGCAUCAGAGAUUACUCAAAUUAGCUGAAGAGUCUGUAGAUCAUCCCGCCUUUGACGUUCGAACUGUGCAGGUUCAUCCUGUAUUCAACGGGAAUUCUAUUGAUUCUGUCCAUUCAGAUGCUUCAAUGAAAGAAGAUGCACAGAGUUCUUAUCAUUCUGGCAGACAAGGGAUCCAUCCACCGCCCACCUUUGGUUCGUCACCUAUUCUUGAAACAUUUUCACUUCAAGCCAAUAAAGAAGAUGGAGAUGCUGCCAUGAGUGAGAGGCCCUCCUUUCAUAGACCCAUGCAUGAGAUCACUUUUUCAACAGUUGACAAGCCUAAGCUCCUUAGCGAGUUAACUUCAUUACUUUCUGAAAUUGGACUAAACAUUCAAGAAGCUCAUGCGUUUUCAACUUGUGAUGGAUAUUCUCUGGAUGUUUUCGUUGUUGAAGGUUGGGCUUAUGAGGAAACCGAGGAGCUUAAAGUUUUGUUGGAGAAGGAAAUGUUAAAAUAUGAGGAGCAAUCUUGGUCAAGACAGCAUCCAGUUGCUGCUAUAAGGGAGCAUAAACCAAUAAAAAUUGAACCAUUUCCUAAUGCUGUAGAAAUACCGGCAGAUGAGACGGAUGUCUGGGAAAUUGAUCCUAAGCUGCUAAAAGUUGAGAAUAAAGUUGGAUCUGGAUCAUACGGUGAUCUGUACAGAGGCACGUAUUGUAGUCAGGAAGUUGCAAUCAAAGUCCUCAGACUUGAGCGUAUCAAUCCAGAGAUGGUGCGAGAUUUUUCACAAGAAGUGUAUAUAAUGAGGAAAAUUCGGCAUAAAAAUGUAGUGCAAUUUAUAGGAGCAUGCACACGACAUCCAAACUUGUGCAUUGUGACGGAGUUCAUGUCUAGAGGUAGCCUAUAUGACUUUUUGCACAAGCAUAAGGGGGUGUUUAAGCUUCCUUUUCUACUCAAAGUAGCAAUUGAUGUUUCCAAGGGAAUGAACUAUUUGCAUCAGAAUAACAUAAUCCACAGGGACCUCAAGACUGCGAAUCUUCUGAUGGAUGAAAAUGAGGUUGUUAAGGUUGCUGAUUUUGGGGUUGCCAGAGUGCAAGCUCAAUCUGGAGUCAUGACAGCAGAAACUGGAACAUACCGUUGGAUGGCUCCCGAGGUGAUUGAACACAGACCAUACGAUCACAAGGCAGACGUUUUCAGUUUUGGCAUAGUAAUGUGGGAGCUUCUUACAGGACAACUCCCAUAUUCUUCACUGACUCCAUUACAAGCAGCGGUUGGUGUGGUGCAAAAAGGUCUCCGACCUCCGAUACCGAAGAACAGCCAUCCUAGGCUUGCGGAAUUGCUUGAGAGGUGCUGGCAGCAAGACCCUACUCAAAGACCUGACUUCUCAGAAAUCAUAGAGAUUCUUCAGCAUAUAGCAAAGGAGGUGAAUGGGAAACAAGAUUGGAGCAAGGACAGAUCAUCUAGCAGCUUUUUUUCAGGCCUGAGAUGGACUCAUCGCUAGUUUUGCUGGAUAAUUGGAAGGAGAAAUCGGAAUGUAGCGUGCUACUUUUCCCAUCGCAUGUAUUAAUUCACGUUGUACAGUUCCGUUUACUUACAAACGACACUAGUCGUUUUCUUUAUAGUACCGAGUUUAUCUUGUUGUGCAUGGGUUUCGACUUUUGAGCAAGCUUUAUUGUACCUCAGGUUUCUCCUAUCUCUCACAGUUUCUUCAAAUGUAUGCAAAGAUAUGAGAUGGAUAUUUUUGGGAUAAGGCCAAAAACUGCAUUUUUCAGCAAUCUAACUUGUGCCCUUGUGGCAAACCUA